CAUUUCUUUUUUUCCUUUGAGACUGAGAAUGGUAUGGUCCAUAGCCAAGAUGGCUGCGCCCGGCAGCUUUCAGGACGUUGCUGACGGUUUUCAACUUGUAUCGUCCAAAAAAAGAAGAAAACGGCGGGAAAAUCGGCAUAAACAGACGACAGGGUACCUAGGACACUCACAGGAGAACGGAGAAGAUGAUAACAUAGACCUGAACAAGCUGGAAACCAAGAUACUAGCUGCCAAAGAGGAGUUGAGAUGUUCAGAGUUCUUUUCUACAGUACAAGAAAUUUUCAGACAUGUAAAAAGUGGAGACUGGGAAAAACUCUGUGUUCCUGACACACAGGGCAGCCCUAGCACCAGCUGUCAGUGUAAUGGACUAAGAAGGACCCCUAGCACCUGUCAUCAGUACUGCAGUGACUGUGGAACACUAGCAGACGAUCUGCAGACUGAAUUUGAAGCUGUUGUCUGUUAUGGGCUGGGCAGAUUCUCCUGUUGUGUGACAGCAAGAUACCAGCUGGCGUUCCUAUUGCUACUCAGAGAUGUGCUAGAUGUUCCCAGUUCCUGCCAUGUCUAUGAUCCAGUCUUUUCAUCCUGUGAAAAACUGCUGCUACAAAAACUGGGAUGUCAACUUAUCCUGGAGAACGAGGAAGGAAAGAGACAGGUAGACAGCAGAACCCUUUUCUACAUGCCCCACUGUGGGAAGCCUCUGUACAACAACCUGCUGUGGGCAAACUGGGGACAACAGCUGCAUAACGUGGUUAUACUGGGGAACAGUCUGUCCAACAUGGCACUCAGGUGUCCAAGCCAGGAGUUGGAGAAAGCUGCAUUCUACAUACACAGUAUCUUAGACCACACCAAGGAGUUCCCCCUGCCGAACAACUUUCACUUUCAGGACAUCUUCAACGACUUGUCCCUCCACGUGUUUCCCGCGUCUGACAUUCCACCAUCACUAUGGCAACAGACUACGGAACCCGUCUAUGACCUUGACUGGCAGGAAGAGAUAAUUACCAACUGUGACAAGUCAUGAUGUCUCCUACCGGAGUUUGUUUUUAGUAAAGGCCAGGGAAAUUUUCAGUAAUAUAUUAAAAACAUCUUGUCA
This is a messenger RNA of Branchiostoma belcheri (Belcher's lancelet), 1090 nucleotides long. RefSeq names its product SRR1-like protein. Gene Ontology annotation, biological process: microtubule-based process. NCBI's taxonomy places the organism in Eukaryota, Metazoa, Chordata, Leptocardii, Amphioxiformes, Branchiostomatidae. Bases 29 to 1018 code for a protein of 329 amino acids. The transcript is spliced from 7 exons. Gene Ontology annotation, cellular component: cytoplasm; nucleus. The record is from RefSeq and is a predicted model, not a curated record.